Cinclus cinclus is the source of this 345-nucleotide messenger RNA. RefSeq names its product selenoprotein K (gene SELENOK). The record is from RefSeq and is a predicted model, not a curated record. Gene Ontology annotation, biological process: calcium ion transport; endoplasmic reticulum calcium ion homeostasis. The transcript is spliced from 4 exons. Lineage: Eukaryota; Metazoa; Chordata; Aves; Passeriformes; Cinclidae. Gene Ontology annotation, cellular component: endoplasmic reticulum membrane; Golgi apparatus.
AUGCGCACGGCCGGCGCGCAGGCGCAGUGCGGGGCCGGGCCGGGCCGGCGGGCAGCCAUGGUGUACAUCUCGAACGGACAAGUUUUGGAUAACCAGAGUCGGGCUCCCUGGAGUUUGUCGUCUAUAACAGAUUUCUUCUGGUCGAUAGCAGAUUUUGUGGUUCUGUUUUUCCAGAGCAUUAUUCAACCAGAUUUGAGAAGAAGAGGCUACACAUCUUCCUCCUAUUCAGGAUACCAUGAUGGAAGAGGGCCUCCAGCACAUCCUCGCCGUAGGAUGGGCCGAAUAAAUCACUGGGGUGGAGGCCCCAGUCCACCACCAAUGGCUGGAGGUGGAUGAGGAAGGUAA